Mesorhabditis belari is the source of this 2805-nucleotide messenger RNA. The record is from the annotation of a GenBank genome assembly. NCBI's taxonomy places the organism in Eukaryota, Metazoa, Nematoda, Chromadorea, Rhabditida, Rhabditidae.
AUGCCGGCCGUGAAAGGCGAUGGAAUGCGCGGCUUGGCCGUCUUCAUUUCGGACAUCCGCAAUUGCAAGAGCAAAGAGGCCGAAUUGAAGCGCAUCAACAAAGAAUUAGCGAAUAUUAGGAGCAAAUUUAAAGGCGACAAAACACUGGAUGGGUAUCAGAAGAAGAAAUAUGUGUGCAAGUUGUUGUUCAUCUUUUUACUCGGCAAUGAUAUCGACUUUGGGCAUAUGGAGGCUGUGAACUUGUUGUCGUCGAACAAAUACACGGAGAAGCAGAUUGGUUACCUCUUCAUCUCCGUGCUCAUCGAGGCCAACUCCGACCUGAUGAAGCUCAUCGUUCAAGCCAUCAGAAAUGACUUGAUGUCCCGAAAUCCAGUUCAUGUCAAUUUGGCUCUCCAAUGCAUCUCCAACAUUGGAUCUCGUGACAUGGCUGAGGCUUUUGCCAAUGAUCUUCCGAAGCUGCUCGUCUCCGGGGACACAAUCGAUUUCGUGAAACAGUCGGCUGCUUUAUGUCUUUUGAAACUCUUCAGAAAUUCGCCUGAUGUAAUGCCUUCACCAGAUCAUGCUUCGAGAAUUGUUCAUCUACUGAAUGAUUCACAUAUGGGCGUUGUUACAUCAGCCGCUUCUUUGAUUGAAGCUUUGUCAAAGCGAUGGCCGGAUGACUACAAGGGAUGCGUCUCUCUAGCGAUCUCUCGAUUGAGCAGAAUUGUCACAGCUACUUACACGGAUCUACAAGAUUACACCUACUACUUCGUGCCAGCUCCAUGGCUUUGCGUGAAGUUGCUUCGACUGCUGCAGAAUUAUCCACCACCAGAAGAUCCAUCCAACAAAGCUCGGCUUCUCGAGUGUCUCGAGGGAAUCCUGAACAAGGCACAAGAUGCACCAAAAUCAAAGAAAGUUCAGCACUCAAAUGCCAAGAAUGCUGUGCUAUUUGAGGCAAUCGCUUUGAUCAUUCACAUGGACAGCGAGCCAAAUCUCUUGGUGAGAGCCUGCAAUCAGUUGGGUGCUUUCCUCAGCCAUCGGGAAACAAAUUUGCGCUAUCUGGCUCUUGAAUCGAUGUGUCUCUUGGCUACCUCGGAAUUCUCUCAUGAAGCUGUGAAAAAGCAUCAAGAGACGAUCAUCAACUCGUUGAAAACGGAACGUGAUGUGUCUGUCCGCCAACGAGCUGUCGAUCUUCUUUAUGCAAUGUGCGAUCGAACAAAUGCCAGCGAGAUUGUAGCCGAGAUGUUGACCUAUUUGGAGACCGCUGACUAUUCGAUUCGAGAAGAAAUGGUGCUAAAAGUAGCAAUCUUGGCUGAGAAAUAUGCAAAUGACUACACGUGGUAUGUUGAUGUGAUACUGAAGUUGAUUCGAAUCGCCGGAGACUACGUAAGCGAAGAAGUGUGGUAUCGAGUGAUUCAGAUUGUCGUGAAUCGCGAAGAUGUGCAAGGAUAUGCGGCAAAGACUGUUUUUGAAGCUCUACAAAGACCGGCUUGCCACGAGAACAUGGUGAAAGUUGGUGGCUACAUUCUGGGAGAGUUCGGCAAUCUCAUUGCUGGAGAUCAACGAUCAGCGCCUCAAGUCCAGUUCGAGCUUCUCCACUCGAAAUACCACCUCUGCAGCAUUGGAACCCGUUGCCUUCUUCUCACCACCUAUGUGAAGUUCUGCAAUCUGUUCCCAGAGAUCAAGCACAUUAUUCAAGAAGUCUUCCGAACUGAUCACAACUUGAAAAACCCGGACGCUGAGCUGCAACAGAGAGCCGUUGAGUAUCUUUCAAUGAGCAAAGUAGCAACGCCUGAUGUUUUGGCAACGAUUCUCGAGGAGAUGCCCCCAUUUGCGGAAAAGGAGAGUUCCUUGCUGGCCAAGUUGAAGAAGCACAAGCCACAGGUGGAAGAGCUCGAGUCGGUGGCUCAAGAGAAGAAGAGUCGACCACAAGCAGUUAUGGCUCAGGAUGGAGGAGCUGUUGGAUCCUUGGUGGAUCUUGAUCACUCAGCUCACUCCGAAGCUGCUGCCUUGGUUGACAUCUUUGGCUCUCCAUCGACUACCACAACAUCCACAAAUAACACCGCCACUCAGCCAACUGGAGAACCUGUUGUUGCAAAUAAAGAUGACUAUUCGAAGUUUGUUUCGAAACUUAAUGGAGUCCUUUACGAGGAUGAGACGGUUCAAGUUGGCUGCAAACUGGAGACAAGGAACAAUUUGGCUAGACUGGGGAUGUUUUACGGAAACAAGACCCAAACUCCAUUCACCGACUUUAAACCGGUGGUGGUUUGCCCAGGAGCAUUGUCUGUUCAGCUACAAGCACAGGCAAAACCAAUGGAUGCAGUGGUUGCAGCCGGCACUCAAGUUCAGCAACUCAUCAAUUUUGUUUGUGUGCAAGAGUUCAACCGAACGCCCAUCAUUCAAGUGUCUUUCAAUUACACGCCAACUUCCGGUCAAUCGACCCAUUUCGACAAAUUCUUGUACCUCCCCAUUUUCAUCAACAAAUUCUUUGAGCCGACCGAGAUGACCAGUGAGACGUUCUUCGCCAGAUGGAAAGCUCUUGGCAUCCCGUCACAGGAAAGUCAAAGAAUCUUCAUUGCCAAGCAUCCGAUCGAUUCCACUCAAGUCAAUGCCAAGUUAACUGGAAUCGGGGCUAAAUUGCUGAGCGAUGUUGACCCGAAUCCGGAGAAUUUUGUUUGUGCGGGCAUCAUUCACACACAGACACAACAAAUCGGAACGCUCAUUCGUUUGGAGCCAAAUAAACAAGCCAAAAAGUACCGCCUGACCGUUCGGAGUAGCAAAGACGCCGUCUCGAAGUACCUCUGCGAUUUGCUGGCCGACUUGUUC